This is a messenger RNA of Didymella exigua CBS 183.55, 1009 nucleotides long. RefSeq lists its product as uncharacterized. Lineage: Eukaryota; Fungi; Ascomycota; Dothideomycetes; Pleosporales; Didymellaceae. The coding region runs from base 340 to 918 and encodes 192 amino acids. The record is from RefSeq and is a predicted model, not a curated record. The transcript has a single exon.
AUGGAACUACCGUCCUCCAAACUCCCGCUUUACUGACUCGCCUCUUGUGUCUUCUGUCUUGCACUCCAAUAAUUGGAAGUCGACAUUCAGCAUGAAGGACCUGUCACCGCAACGAGGAAGCACCGGUCGGGCAAGCUGCUUUGGCGUGCCAUACUCCGAGCACAGCAGUUUCAGGGAGCUGACGAUGUUCUGCUGUGCGCUCAACAUUGACAAGAUCAUUCCUACUGUAAAUGUUGGCUCGGGGAAGAGUCGAGAGCGCAUGAAAGGCUGGUGCGAGAAGUGGGCGGUGGAGAAGAAGAAGAACGGUCUGUUCAAGCUUGGAGAAGAUAGCUGGUGCUGAUGCUCGGCAUUGUAUCACUAAGGGAUCCUUUCAGAAUACUGCUCGAGGGAUCUUGCUCAGAUGUACGCGCGGGACCCCAGGCUGCCACGCUUCCAAGGCCAAGCACCCUCUAUUACAACGCCGACACCCCGACAUGCUCGAAACUGACUCUCCGUUAUGCACUUCUCGUUCAAACACCAGCAUGCAGCUAUGUAGCUGUAUUAAAGACGAUACCAUUACGCCGUCGCCUGUGGGCUUUCGUGAGAUCAGGUCGACUUCAUUUGCAUGAACACCAUGAAUGCUGUUGCGUAGAUUGCGCUCGCUGCAACAAUAUCGACUGGUCUGUUGGUUGUUGGAAUACCCAUGAUCCACGUGAACACGACCACGAAGGCUGUGAUGAUACCAAGCCGGGCUUGACUGUCAGUGAAAUACUCGAGCAGCCACAACGACGUCAAGAGCAUGACCGAUUGGCCUAUGAUGAUGCUUCGGUUGGUCAGCUUCUCGAAUUUCUCAUUGCUGGAAUACUUCGUUAUUGUUUCCUAGAUAUGUUUUCCCGCAACAUGUUUCGCUCGAAACAGGCCAUCAGAUGUAUGUGUUAACUAGGCUGAAAGGUGUGGAAUCAUCCGCCAGCCUGUCCAGCGGGGCUGAGACGCUUCAUGCAGUCAUUCGGCCACCACACACCGUGACUGG